CUUGAGUCAGCCACAUGGAACACAAAUUUGGAGACACAAAUCGACUCACAGGGCAUUGGGAAGAAGGGCACAGGCAGAAAGUCAAGUGAAGAGAAACUUCUUCAGAUAUGAGCUGUUUUCUCCAUACAGUUUUUUAGUUACUUUCCCAAUAAUUUGUUUUAAAUUUAUUUUACUGCUAACCUUUUAAGUAAUUAAGGUGUUUUUGGUUUUUUUUUUCCUAAUAUCUUCAAUAAUGAAACUGAGUGUGGGGAUAUUUUUUGGAGGCUUCUUUGCAGCUCUGGGAGUUUUGCUCUUUUUGGUGGCAUUUGGAACAGAUUAUUGGCUUCUUGCUACAGAAAUAGGAACUUGUUCAGAAGCACCUGAAGAUGCUGGGGGAGAGAAGGCCACUUUCCAUCAUGAAGGUUUCUUCUGGAGGUGCUGGUUUAGUGGAAAUGUAGGAGAUAAUAAUGGCAGCAUGUGGAAGUUUUGGUAUACCAACCAGUCACCUUCUAAGAAUUGUACACAUGCUUACCUGUCCCCAUUUCCUCUUCUCCGAGAUGAACACAACUCCACCUCCUAUGACUCUGCAAUCAUUUAUCGAGGUUUCUGGACAGUUCUGAUGCUCCUGGGAGUACUCACUGUUGUGGCGGCUAGUUUCCUCAUCAUCUGUGCAGCUCCUUUUGCCAGUCACAUUUUAUACAAAGCAGGAGGAGGCUUUUUCAUAAUUGCUGGUGUCUUGUUUUCGCUGGUAGUCGUGAUGUAUGUCAUCUGGGUCCAGGCCAUGGCUGAUCUGGAAAACUACACAAACAUGAAAAAAAUGGAUUGCCCAGACUUUGCUGUUUAUGUACGUUAUGGCUGGUCAUUUAUGUUGGCUCCUAUAGGAGUAUUUUUUGCUUUAUUAGCAGGAAUGCUGUUCUUGUUGGUAGGGCGUGACAUUUAUUUACACUCAGACUAGUCAGACACUGCUGAAGGGAAUACAGCAAUACUUGUGAAACUUUGUGACAAGUGUAAACUGGAACACAAUUUUGUACAUUAUUACCAUUAUGGCAAUUUAAAUGUGCAGGCAGACUUCUGGAAGUUCUUCUAUUACUUGUUUAAGGGUAAGGGACACAAAACUCAGUACAGGAAGAAAUGACAUUUAGUCCCCACUAGUUGUUUUUAAUUCUUUAGAAAGUACACGUGGUUCUUCACAUUGUACUAUUAGCAGCAUUUUUGUAUAUUAACAAACAGAAGAAGACAAAUUUUUUCUGCAAGUAAAACAUGAACAUGAAUUGUCUCAAAUCAACAUUUUAUACAUUUAUCUUUUAGCAUUUACACUGUUCUUCUGUUUGUAGAGAAUGGCACAAGGUAGAGGAGAAGGCAAACAUUCAAACACAGUAAUUCAAUCUACCUCCUCUCCUGUUUUCCUCUACUUGCCUUAGCUUUAAUGACAGCAAACAUGUCUGCACUUUAUAAAAAUAGAGCGCAGUUGUUCAUGCAGCAUCCAUAGGAAGAGGAUGAGAGAGAAGACAAUUGCCAUGAAUGUGUAAAAGCUUAACUGUUCUAUUACCCAUUUCUCUUCUCUGUAUGCAUUUGAAAGCUGUAUACUUCUGUAUUCUGAAAUCCAUGUGUUGUAUGAUUCUGUAAGCCAAAAUGCCAUAGUAGAAUCACUAUCUGAAGUUACGCCAAAAUUGUAUUUUGAAUUAUAGCAUUAAUAUUUGAAUUAAGUUUUAACCCUUUUAUUUUUCAGUGGAACAACUGGCUCCUCUAAAAACUAUUUUCAUGGUUGUGUAAAAUUAAUUUUUUAUUAAAAAAGGAUUAUUAUAAAGAUAAUAUUUAGGACAUGAAAA
This is a messenger RNA of Motacilla alba alba, 1808 nucleotides long. RefSeq names its product transmembrane protein 182 (gene TMEM182). The coding region runs from base 233 to 934 and encodes 233 amino acids. The record is from RefSeq and is a predicted model, not a curated record. Gene Ontology annotation, cellular component: membrane. NCBI's taxonomy places the organism in Eukaryota, Metazoa, Chordata, Aves, Passeriformes, Motacillidae. The transcript is spliced from 5 exons.